Molecule: messenger RNA, 7488 nt
Organism: Ctenopharyngodon idella (grass carp)
Lineage: Eukaryota; Metazoa; Chordata; Actinopteri; Cypriniformes; Xenocyprididae
Gene: tmem94
Product: transmembrane protein 94
Exons: 32
Coding region: 402-4493 (1363 amino acids)
Source: RefSeq, a predicted model, not a curated record
UCAUCGUCCCUGCACAAACAUACCACGCCCUUCGAGUCACUAACAUGGCCGUCACCAGGGAGUGAGUCCAAGGAUUUUGAGACGAAUAUUAUUUGAUUCUGUUUAAACACUCUUGAUGAUUGACGAUACCACUUGCGGGUCGUUGAUGUUACAGCUUUAUAACAUCCCUUUGAAUGUAAGAAUAGAGAAGCCACAGCCUCUCAUUGAUUACAGCUUCCUGGGCAACGACUACAGCCCUGACAGCCGUCCCUCAGACUGGCAGUGCCCGCAGGUGCAGCGUCUUGGAGCUGGGGGCCCACAGUUGCCUGCCUCUGCCAGCAGGGCUGGGAUCGGGACAAGUGUGGACCGUAACUACCAGCUCUGGGCGGCUCGACAGAGCAUGGUGAGAGACAGCGGUUGCCAUGGAGCUACAGGAUAAGAAACAGGAGGAGGAGGCGACUCCACUGGGACUGUCCACGGCUCAGGCUCUGUGCACCCUACGGGACCAGCUGUCCAACUUACUGGGGCAACACCAGAAAUUCAGCCCGCGAAGAUCCACCAUACAGGAGCUGUGGGCCAAGAGCUUCCUUCAUCAUGACAACCGGCAUUCGUGCUUCCAUUGGCCAGGAGCUGUUCUCACUCUGGUUGUGGUAGUUGGGCUGUUGUGUUGUCAUGGCAGCCAGCCGGAGGGCAGUCAAGGCAUAGAGCUGGUGAACGCGGGUGCGCUCUUCCUCCUGCUGCUGCUGAACCUCUUCCUCAUCAGACGGCAGCAGAGGUUACGGACCAGCGAGAUGGUGCGGAGGCUCAAGUCCAUCAUCUCACAGCUGAACGAUUAUUUGGAGAGAAGUGCAGGACAUCCAAUCAGAUGGGCCCCCUCUCUGUACCCUGACCUCUACACUCCCACCUCCCCUUCCUGGUCACUGCAUUGGACAUUCAGAGACGAGCGACUGGUCAAUCUACCCGUCAGUCUACUGGUGGAAGGUGAUGUCAUCGCUCUUAGGCCAGGCCAGGAAGCCUUUGCAUCUCUCAGAGGCAUCAAGGACGACGAACACAUCGUGCUGGAACCAGGAGACCUUUUUCCACCAUUUUCCCCUCCUCCCUCCCCACGCGUGAAUGAGCGGAGGGGCCCCCACAGUCCUCAGCAGUACCGCCUCUUCAGGGUGGUGCGCACACCUAUACUCGACAGUGUCAGGAACAGUCUUGACCUGGCUCUCUCCCGUCCAAUCACAGCCCUUGAUAACGAACGGUUCACAGUGCAGUCCAUUAUUGCCAAAUUUGCCUGUCCUGCUGUAUUGGUGGCCUUUUUCUCUAUUAACACGAUCCGGUACUUCUUUGACACUCCUGGUCUCACCCCUGGACCCUUCAACUUCCUUCAGUUGCAGAUGAUGGGUGUAUUGCCCAUUUUACCUCUUCUGUUUCCUGUCAUGUGGGUUCUGGUCAAUGCGUAUGGAGAGGCCCGUGUGUUAGCCGAGUCCAGCCAUAACUCUCCCACUGGCCUGCUUGCUAAGUUCUCUGAGGACACUCUAAGCAGCUACACGGAAGUGGUGUCCUCCCAGGAGAUACUACGCUGUGUGUGGAGACACCUGGUCAGUGUGCUGAAAGGAGAGUCCCAGACCCUCUGUUAUACCUCCAGUCUGCUGCACUCGUUGGGUUCCGUCACUGUGCUGUGCUGUGUGGAUAAGCAGGGCAUUCUGUCCUGGCCCAACCCCAGUCCCGAGACUGUGCUGUUCUUCAGCGGACGAGUAGAGCCUCCUCAUGAUAGCCAGGAUGACCUCAGAGACGACCUGUCAGUCAACUCCCUCUGCAGGACAGAGGGCGAGGAGGAACGAGAUGAGCCUCAGGAAGGUGAAGCACUGCUGUGUUUACCAGCAUUUGAACCCUCCCUUCACAUGGCCGAGCAGGAACCCAGUGAGACGUCACAUGACACCGCCCGUUCCUCGGACACUCAACGCCAGCGACGAGGACCCCAAACCACCCGUUCCAAACACCCAUCGGGCUCCAACGUCAGUUUCAGCCAUGACACAGAGGGUGGAGAUGACAUUGCUCAGCCAUGCGGUGUGGGUGAUGAUCUGUGUGAAGCAGAAGAUUUUGUGUGUGACUAUCAUCUGGAGAUGUUGAGUUUGUCCCAGGAUCAGCAGAAUCCCGUCAGCAUCCUGUUUGAUGACUCUGGUUGGCAGAAUCACCUGCCCUCUUUGAAGCCCCUUGGACUGAACAUCCUGUUGAACCUGUGUAAUGUUACCGUCACCCAGCAGCUCUGCCGAUUCUCAGAUCACCUGUCCAACCUGGCGCUGCAGGAAUGCCACGGGGCAGUUCUACCCGUUCACGUUCCCUGGGGCCUCUGCGAACUAUCUCGCCUUAUAGGUUUCACUCCGGGAGCGAGGGAACUGUUUAAGCAUGAGAAUCAUCUGGCUCUGUACCAGCUCCCUUCAGGAGAGAAGGCCAAAGAAUCUGCCCCUCGACGACUACAUCACUUCACUAAACGCCAGCCUCCCAUCAGUCACCUCAUCAGUCUGUUUGUUAGGGACAGCACUACCAAUAAUGUACAGAUGCUCUCCCACGGCUCGGCCGACCUCAUCUUGGAAGCCUGCACGGAUUUCUGGGAUGGAGCGGACAUAUAUCCGCUGUCUGGCUCUGAUAGGAAAAAGGUUCUAGAUUUCUACCAACGUGCCUGUCUGUCAGGAUAUUGUUCUGCAUUUGCCUAUAAGCCUAUGCAGGUGGCAUUGUCUGAGCAGCUCAAUGGAAAGUGUGUGGAGCUGGCUCCAGGCCCCACACUAUUUUCUGGGGUGGAGCUUCCCAGUACCACCCCCAUCAAACACGGCAGCCGCAGGAACAGCUGGAGCUCUGAUGAGGGUAUUGGAGAAGGUUUGGAGAAGGAGGACUGUGUUCAAGCUCUGAGUGGCCAAAUCUUCAUGGGAAUGGUGUCAUCCCAGUUCCAGGCCCGACUGGACACUGUUCGGCUCAUCGAGAACCUGGUGGGAGCCUGUAUCCGCUUUGUGUACUUCUCCAUGGAGGAUGAGCUGCGCAGCAAAGUGUUCGCAGAGAAGAUGGGAUUGGAGACGGGCUGGAACUGUCACAUCUCUCUGACCCCAAACGGAGAUGGUCACUACGAUGGUGCGCCGUCCAGCCCUAGCCAAGCAGGAUCCCUACAUGACGACCUUCUGCAGGAUUCUCGUGAUGAUGCAGAGGGCCCACUACUGCCUGAGGACCAAUCAGAUCUUGCCAGCUUCCAGCCUACUGAUAGUGAUGUGCCCAGUUUCUUAGAAGACUGCAACAGAGCCAAACUGCCUCGUGGCAUCCAUCAGGUUCGUCCUCAUUUGAAGAACAUAGACAAUGUGCCUCUACUGGUGCCCCUGUUCACAGACUGCACCCCUGAAACAAUGUGUGAAAUGAUGAAGAUCAUGCAGGAGAACAGAGAGGUGACGUGCUGUUUGGGGAGCUCUGCUAACUUCCGUAACAGCUGUCUUUUCCUGCAGAGCAACAUCAGUAUCUCCCUGGAUCCACUGUACCCGUCCCGGUGCUCGUGGGAAACAUUUGGAUACGCUGCAGGCUGCGGGCUGAAUAAAGACUGUGAUGAGCUGUCUCCACUGGGGCUCAGUGCUCAACUCAACAGCCUUGCCUGCUCCGUGUCCUUCCAUCAGGGCGAGAGUGUCAGCAUGGUCAAACUCAUAGAGCAGGCGAGACACACUACAUACGGCAUUCGCAAGUGCUUCCUCUUCCUACUGCAGUGUCAACUGACACUGGUCAUCAUUCAGUUCCUGGCCUGCCUUCUUCAGCUGCCUCCUCCCAUGAACAUCACAGACAUACUGUGGCUUUCCUGCUUCUGUUACCCUCUGUUAAGCGUGUCAUUCCUGGGAAAACCUCCUGACAGUUCGGUGAUGACAGUCGCUACUGGAAAGAAUCUGGACUCCAUACCACGCAAGACCCAGCAGUACUUCCUGGGCUGGUUCCUGUUGAAGUUUGGUCUGACGAUGUUGGCCUACUUAGUCGGCUUUGGGUUUUCUCUACAGGAAGUGUGUUCUAUAGCAGCUAACCUCACAAAAAUUGAUAACAGCACCAUCACCUGCUCCCACAUACUCACAUCCAGCUCCAAGGAUGCCCCGCAGUGGUUUGGUGAAUUGUCAAAUGGGCUGCUUCUAAUUCAGAAGAUCAUGGCAGGGUUUCUAGCUUUGCACACAGUGGUCAUCUCUCUGAGUUAUGUGCACCGGUCUUCACCCCUGUGGAGGAUGAACCCGUUCAGUAACACAUGGUGGUGUCUUACAGUGCCUGUGGUGUUGUUGGGACAGGUGGUGCAGGCUGUGAUAGAUUAUCAUUUGUGGCAGGACAGGAGUACAGAAGUGGUCUUCACUCUACAGCACAUUCCUCUGUUGGUCUGGCUGUUAGUCUCUCUGUCCAUCGUACUUGUGGUGCUAAUCAAUGAAGCAGUAAAACUGCAUGAAAUCAGGGUACGAGUGCGUUACCAGAAGAGGCAGAAGCUUCAGUUUGAGACUAAGCUGGGAAUGAACUCUCCCUUCUGACCUGCGUCUGUACAGGACGGCAUGGUCUUACUCUUCAGCGUCAUGUUCAUUUCCAUGGUGGAGAAGAUCAAGGCUCCUUUGGAUUCCCUUCAGCAGAGCUCUUCCUGCCACACCUCCGAUGGGCGGAACCUUAUUUCUGCCAUGAACGCCACUGAGGGCUGCGUUUUUAAUCAGUGAGAUCCUGAACUAUCUUAGAUAAAAUCUAACUUUACUUUGAGUAAAGCCUAAAUCAGUGUUGUUUGAGGGAUGUUCACCUGCAUGCUGCUUUGGUUUGGACAGGGUCAUUUAGUAGAGGGAUUAUUUUCCAAUGAGGCCAUUCCUUUAUCCCCCUCGAAACCUCAAACUAAUGCACGAUAUAGCAAAUAUAUACCAAAAUGUACAACGGAGGGCUAAAUUAGCAUGAUUUUUUUUUUCUUUUCUAUUUUUAACGUUUUUUCUAGCUGUUGUGAAAUGGGAAUUUUAUUGAUUUCUUUUUAGUUUCAAACAUGAGACAAUUGACCGCUCAUGAGAUGAGCUUUAGCUGUAGGUUCUCUGUGUUCGUAUUUUAGCCGUCACUCUGCUGAGAGGUUUCGUGCAGUUCAUUUACUACGUCGUAAGAAGCCUGUUUUAACAGGUUAUAAUGUGAAUGUCAUCGCCUCAACUUACCUCAUAUUCAGAGGGGAAAUAUUUCACUGUUUUAUUUUGCGAUUUAUAAUGUACACGUGAAUAUAUCAGCCAGUGCAACUUAGCUGAGAAGCUUUGCUUCCAAAAUCAAAUGCAGCCAGACAAUGUGAGACUGUGUGAAAACUCAUUUACUUGCUAACCUAGAAUCAGACAGGCUUGAAAUUUCUUUUACAAAGUGAUAUCAGAUGAAAGGCAUGAAUAGCUGGAAUCUUUUUUUCAGUCUUCUUUUAAACUAUUUUUACUGCAAAGUUCUUAAGUUCAAUCAAAACGCAAAGACUUUUAAUCAGGCAAAGCAAAAGCUUUCCAGCUGAAGGAAGAAUGUUCCAGCUCGAAUUGUUCUCAUUCUGUCUACAGAGACAUUUGAAAUGUUUUUACAUGUGAUUGUCAGCCAGAAUGCACUGAUUUUUUUGCAUGCCAGAUGACAAAAUCACUUUUUCAAGAUAAUUAUUUCUGGUGUUCUGUAAAGAAUAUAUCUAACUCUAGAUGGGGUUGGGCUAAUUUUAAUUUUUAUUUUUUUGUAAUUAUUUUAUGUAGAGAAUUCAGUGUUUACUGGUAAAGAGGGAUAUUCAAUUUUUAUUGUGUUCUACCUCUUGCUGAUUGCCUCACUAUAAAUAAUUCUAGGCAACUUAAUGAAGUUUUAUUUUAAUUGAUCCAGUUGGGCUGCAGCUAUGGAGUAUAAGGGGCUCACUUACAGCGUCACCAGAUGUGCAGAUUUUUCUGACAGUGACCAGCUAAUCUUCAAAUUACCAGCAUUUCUUUUUUUCCAAUACUAGUGCAAUUCUCCAACAUAUAACCUGAAACCUCUGACUUACCAUAGACUCAUCAAAUGGAGAAUUUAAAUGGAUAGUUCAUCCAAAAAUAAAAAUUGUCAUCAAUUACAUACCCUCAUGUCGUUUCAGACUUUAAUUCUUUAAAGGAGAUAUUUUCUAGAAUGUGCCAACCGUUUUGUCCAUACAAGUCAAUGGGAUUCAAAACUGCUUUUGGCCACAUUGACUUUUGUUGUAAGGAUGAAUAAAAAUAAAAAAAAUUCUGAGACAUACUGUAUGUCCUUUUAUGCUCCACAGAAGAAAGAAAAUCAUUCAUGUUUGGAAUGACAUGAGGGUGAAUAAUUGAUUUUCAUUGAAUUUUAAUUCUUAGGUGAACUGUCCCUUUAAGCUGCUGCUAAGUCCUGCAUAAGUGGCAGAUUUUGUAAUGACUGAUGUGUACAGGUAACAUGGGACCUUUAGAACCUAUAGUCAAAACUCAGUUAGCAUUCUCUGAAGAAGCUGCCUUUCCUAUGAGCCACAGUCAAUCCCCUUUUCUAUGUAAUGAACCGAAAGAUGUCUUAACUUACUGAUUUCCUUUUUGUUCCUGUGUCACUGUUAUAUUUAAGUUUAAAUCGGAAAUACAUACUGUAACGUCUAAUCUAAUUUAUUUAUUUUGAAAUGAUUACACGUCUGUACAUCUUAACAGCAAAUGAUUGCAACCUAACCUAACGCCUUUUCCAUAACGCAUCUAGAUUUCAUAGAUUUCAUAGGCACUGAAAAUAUUCAUAAGAGAACGUAGUGCAUUUUUGCAAUGCAUGUUACAUGCUUUCUUUUACUUUUCCUGCUCAUUCAACAGGAAGGCAGGUCUUAUGAUGUGUUUAGAGGUUACGUAACUGUUGUUGUGGUUCGAUGUUUACGCCACAAGGCUGCUCAGCACCACGGCUGUGUAAUUACACCACCCUAAUGCAUACAUAUCAGAGAAAUCAAAAAGUAGUCCAGAGGCUCUGAAUUGGUGCUGAAUUAGUGGUAUAACAAUAUGUACAAUUAAGAGAGAAAUUAGUUUCCGUAAGCACUGAUCUGUUAUAUACACUCUGUUGUAGUAACAGGAAAAAUUGUUUUGGGAUGUGAGCUUGUGAGCAGCGUUUUUGUACAGUUAGCUUUUUUGUAAUUGUUUUUGAAAUGUUCUCUUUUCACUUAUUUCCUGAUGUAUGCAUGAUAAAGACUAUAAGAAUGCAAGGUUUUCUUGAUUUCUUAAGUCAUCUGCUGAAUAUUGAAUAUGUUGACUCAGUCAUGCAUGUAUUAUAAAUGAUGCUGAUGCUUUUUUUCAUCAGUCAGAAAGGCUGUAAUCUUUAAGCCAGGAGUGUGAAUCUGAACCUGUCUGCAAAAUACAUGCCUGGGCUACAACCUACAGUACACCGAUUGACUCAAUACACAGAAAUAUUUGCUAUUUAUGAAUGUUCAUAAGAUUUAUAAAUGUUGUACAGUUUGUAUUUUUUUAAGAUGUCUUUAACAUUGCUUUCUUCCCUUCCCCACAGAUUAUUUGUGAACCAAUGUUAUGUUAAUAAAUAUGUUCGUUUUAAAGCAAA